Messenger RNA from Caretta caretta (loggerhead turtle), 1178 nucleotides. RefSeq names its product phospholipase A2 inhibitor gamma subunit B-like. Lineage: Eukaryota; Metazoa; Chordata; Testudines; Cheloniidae. Gene Ontology annotation, cellular component: extracellular region. The record is from RefSeq and is a predicted model, not a curated record. Gene Ontology annotation, molecular function: phospholipase inhibitor activity.
GCUAUUAAAGGAGGAGAGAGAGACACACACAGAGACAUGACGGAGAGAUUGUACAUCUUUUCCAGUUCACAAUCUCACCUUGUACUCCAGGCCAGGCAAACGUUACCCAGCCUGGUGCCCCGAAGGAGCAUUUGCCCGUCUGUGAUAAUUCCCCCAGUUGGUGACCUGGCUGCACCAGAGACCCCAGCGCCGAUCUCCUGCUUCCCCAUCACCAUGAAGGCUUCUCUUGCUGUCUUCAUCCUCGCUGCUCUCCUGGCGACGGGGGCCUGUCUGCAGUGUGAGGUUUGCGAAGGGCCAGGAACCAGCUGCACGGGCGACCUACAGACCUGCGCCGCUGGAAUUGACUCUUGUGGCAUCACUCUGACAGAAGUCACAUUGGUGGGAAUGAAGCAACAGGUGAUUGCCAAGGGCUGUGUGACAUCCGGAAGUUGUAAAGGUGACCCCCUCACUAUGAAUUUUGGGAAUGGACUGACCAUGAAGGUGGGCAUCGCCUGCUGCAUGGGAGACGCCUGCAGAACAACCACUGUGACAGUGCCCCCGGCCGACACCAAACCCAAUGGCCGGAGCUGCCCAGCCUGCGUUGGUAUGCUUUCUGCUAAGUGCAAUGAAGAGAUCAUAGAUUGUACUGGAGCUGAGACCCGAUGUGUCGAGCUUGCUGGGACUACAACAAUGGGUGGAACAGUCACACCGGUGACCAUGAAGGGCUGUGCUACUGAGGCUUUCUGUGCAAAUGAAACAGAGGGUUCGGGGUCCUUUGCAGGCGUCAGUACGGAUCUAACUCUCAAAUGCAAAGCACCUGGCACAGCAUGGGGCCCAGCCGGGCUCCUCAUCCCUGCCCUCGCUGGGCUCCUCCUCACGCAGCUCCUCUCCUGAGCCCCCACCCAUGCAGUGGCCACACCGCACGGAAUAACACCCUUUCUGCCUGCGUCUGCUCCUCUCCGCAGCCACUGUCCCCUCCCAGGGGCUCCGCGCUCCCAGAUGGAUUCGCUUCCCCUUUAUUUUGUUCCACUGAAUAAAACAAACCAGAGACCAAAGUCUUUGGAGAUUUUUUAUUUUGUUGGGGAAAAUUUUAAUUCUAGUGGGUGGGGCUGCUUAGUCUUAGAGUGACCCCUAGUGGUGAAAUCAGGCGGCACAGCUGGGAGCGACAAUUCUUGAAAAAGUUAAAAUCAUUAGUUUUA